GCUCUCCGCCCCGCACACCUGUGCUCCGCCCCUUGGUCCCGGGCCCGCGACGCGUGAAGGCAUUUGGGAACCCGGGACAGUUUCAGAGGCGCCCCCCUAUCCCCUCCAUUUCCCAGGCAGGCUCCCAACCGGUCCACAUCCUCUGCCAUCCUUCCCUCCCCCCGUCUGCCGCGGCACCGGUAUCCGCAGCCACCAGCCCGGAGCCGGUGAGGCGGCAAAGGGGGGAGGGGGAGGAAGCAAGGGAUGAGCUCCGGGAGGGCAUCGGGGGCCCUGAGCCGGACGAGGACGCCCCUGGAACCGGGACCCGAGCCAGAGCCGGAGCCGGAGACAGAACCAAACCACCGGUACCGGCUGCAGCCCACUAAACCCAGGAGGCGCCCUGGCCCGCGCUCGUCCCCCAGGGCCUCAUGUCGGAACCACAGCCUGGCCUGGAGCCACCCCAACAUGGGCUGUACAUGCUCUUCCUGCUUGUGCUGGUCUUCUUCCUCAUGGGCCUUGUAGGCUUCAUGAUCUGCCACGUGCUCAAGAAGAAAGGCUACCGCUGCCGCACGUCUAGGGGCUCAGAGCCCGAUGAUGCCCAGCUCCAGCCCCCUGAAGACGAUGACGUGAAUGAGGACACAGUAGAAAGGAUUGUUCGCUGUAUCAUCCAAAAUGAAGCCAAUGCUGAGGCCUUGAAGGAGAUGCUAGGGGACAGCGAAGGAGAAGGGACGGUACAGCUCUCCAGCGUGGAUGCCACCUCCAGCCUGCAGGAUGGAGCUCCUUCCCAUCAUCACACAGUGCAUCUUGGCUCUGCAGCUCCUUGCAUCCACUGUAGCCGCAACAAGAGGCCCCCACUUGUCCGUCAGGGUCGCUCUAAGGAAGGAAAAGGUCGCCCCAGGCCUGGAGAGACCACUGUAUUCUCAGUGGGCAGAUUCCGAGUGACACACAUUGAGAAGCGCUAUGGCCUACAUGAACAUCGUGAUGGUUCUCCUACAGACAGAAGCUGGGGCUCUGGUGGGGGGCAGGAACCAGGGGCCGGUCAGGUGGCUGCAGGAGGGCAGCCUAGGACAGGGACAACUGCUACUGAAAGGCUGCUCCCUGAGGCACCACCCUCCCAGGCUGUAGCCACCCACCCAGUGCAGAACGGAGGACUCAAGGAUGACAGCCUAGUCCCUUGUACACUUGAGGGAGCCCCUGGAACCUCUGCAGAACUGAACUUGGGCACUAGAGGAAGAGGCCCAAGUCCAGAGCUGCUUAGUCAAGAGGCAAAUGGACAGCCAACCAAACUGGACACCUCAGGUCAGCAGGAGUCUCUACCAUCAGACGCAGGGGGUAUAUGAGGCGAGUCUCCCUGAGCUCGAGAUCAGCCUCAGUCUUCACUGUGCUGAUGGAUACCAGCAGGCAUUGCCAGGGUAUGGGUAGCCAUGAAGGCUCUGCCCUCCACUGGACAGCACUGCUCCUCAGUUGAGGGACCAGCUCUACUUCUAUCCGGAGUUACAUGGUCCCAGGCUGAGGGACCUCAGGAGGAGCCGCUCCCAAUUCUCAACCCCUCAUUCUUUUUCCUUUCCCUACUUGCCAAUGGGUUGCCUGGCCUGCCUUCCCCAAAAUCUCGCUCCACAUGCAAGAGCGUGGCAGCUGGGACCAGGCCCUACCCGUGGUGGGCCCCUAAAGCAAUAGCACCUUAGGCCCCCUGCCCUCUUGGCACAAGAGGCCCAGGCCCUGGCUUGGACUUCACGCCCUUUAUUCACUGUCAAUAAAUCCGCUCAGACCA
Microtus oregoni (creeping vole) is the source of this 1750-nucleotide messenger RNA. It is a transcript of the gene Rell2, whose product is annotated as RELT like 2. The transcript is spliced from 8 exons. Gene Ontology annotation, biological process: positive regulation of cell-substrate adhesion; positive regulation of p38MAPK cascade. NCBI's taxonomy places the organism in Eukaryota, Metazoa, Chordata, Mammalia, Rodentia, Cricetidae. Bases 408 to 1319 code for a protein of 303 amino acids. The record is from RefSeq and is a predicted model, not a curated record.